Molecule: messenger RNA, 2080 nt
Organism: Amphibalanus amphitrite
Lineage: Eukaryota; Metazoa; Arthropoda; Thecostraca; Balanomorpha; Balanidae
Exons: 6
Coding region: 727-1707 (326 amino acids)
Source: RefSeq, a predicted model, not a curated record
ACACACGCGGAGAUAGGGGACGACAUGGGCCUGGCUGGCGCAUAUUUUUUUACUUUGCCCAAGGCCAUCUAUAGAACUUUGCCUUCGGAUUCGAAUAAAUGAAUAGAAAAUAAUUUACAAAUUUGAGAAAAGUCAAGUAGCAUUACAGCUCGCACGUUUGAAAUAAAAUGCUGAAUGGCCUCAAGGAGUGUGAUCCACCCGGGCGAGGAAUCUGAAUCUUCUGCCGAUGAAGCGUACUCGGACAACGAGGUUUUGACAUCGGCAGACAGCGACGAAAUCGACACGUCCGCGGUUCCAGCUGCCAGCUGCCCGCCGACCAGCCCGCCGGCCACUGUACCGAGAAAGCCGCCGGCGCCCAGAUCCGACCGCUUCGCCGACUCGCUGCUCCACCAGAAACUGCGCGAAGCAAACAUCAAUCUACGCAAUUCAAUUAAGCAUCAGGUCACCGCGCCGUACCAAAAGGCUACCAAGAAUGUACAAAACCUGACAUAUUCCCUGUCAAAGAUCCAGGCCUCAAUGUCGGAGGUGUGUCUUCAGCUGCAGCAGAUUCGUGACGACCUGAGAGCCACGGAGGAGAAGACGUCUGACAUCGUGUCCAGCGACUUCCUCGUGGACGUGAAGAUCUAGCCGAAGGGCCCGUCCCCUCCGUGGACCCGCCCCGCCCCAGACAAUACUCAGUGCUCGGGGGCCGCUCAGAGCGACUCUCGGUAAACCCCAGUCACUGCCAUGGGGCUGAUCAAUGAUGAACUAGCAGAAGUGCGGAAAAUGUGUGAGCACGUGGUACCGGGCAGCAAGCUAGUCACGUGCGUGCCCGCCAUGGUGCGAAUCGAAAUUCGGAAAACUGACUUCAAGCAGCUGGCGGCGUGCUUCCAGUUCCCUGCCGACUAUCCGCGCAGCGUGAUCCUGCUGGAGCUGAAGAGCAAGACGCUGUCGGACAAGCUGCUGGCCGGUCUGGUGAAGCUGUGCGAGGCGGAGGCCAAGAAGCUGAUCGGCAAGCCGCAGCUGCUGGCGCUGGCCAAGUUUGUGAGUCGUUUCCUGGACGAGAACCCGCUGAGCUGCUGUUCGGCCGAGCUGUCGCGCGUGCGGCAGCUGCUCGCGGACGGUGACGAGCUGAAGCUCAAACAGAAGGUGUCCACGGUGUCCCUUUCGCUGCGCAGCGGCGAGUACCAGUACCGGGUGCACCUGCUCGUGCCGGGCGACUACCCGCUCCAGAGAGUGACCGUGGAGGAGCGCUGGUCCAACCUGCCGGCCACGCUGUGCCGCUGGCUCACCGGGCAGGCGACCGAGAUCGCGCGGCGGUGCGUGGAGCCACCACUGCGGCCGCCGCGCAACGCUCCGCCCUUCCAGCCGCAGCCGUCACUCGAGCCCGUGGUGGCCUUCCUCGUGGGGGACUUCAAACGCUUCCCCACCGACCUCUGCCAGCACUGUAAAAAGGUGGCGCUGCCGUCGGACCCGGCCGAUGUGGUAGAGGACGGCGGCGCAGACCUACACGUGGAGCGCGUCUACUGCGGUCACCUGUACCACUUCGGCUGCCUGGUGCAGUACAUGAAGACGCCACCGUUCGACGGCGGUAAAAAGUGCGAGCUGUGCGGUAAGAGAAUCUUCCACGAGAAAUACAAGGUGUCGCCACAGCUGGCAGAGGCGCGCUGGGCACAGGAGCAGGCCCGCGAGCGGGAGCUGGGAGAGGUCAUCGACUUCCUGCAGUGAUGUGACAUCGUGACCGGUGGUGUGACUCGUGGUGACGCGCUCGGUGGCGUGACAUGGACACUGCCUGGGGCUGCUCGGCGGGGAGGGGACUGGCUGUCAGGGGGAGGGUUUGCUGUGUUUGUGUGCACUGUGUACUCGUGCGUACCCCUCCCGGUGCUGUGGAAGUUCGAGCGGGGUGUAGACAGCCGGUGUGGCCGGCUGUGGCUGAUGUAUACAAUGUAUAUGCGGUGCACUACCUACUACCAGUGAGACCCUAGUGGUGUGUAUCGGCGUGGCUAAUCGCUCGUAACCGGUAAACUAUUCGGGUUUAUGUACCGUGCUGGGGUCGCUUUUCGUGUGAUAUCGGUGUAAAUAUAAUGCAAUGAAUGAUGUA